This is a messenger RNA of Gorilla gorilla gorilla (western lowland gorilla), 4333 nucleotides long. RefSeq names its product pannexin 2 (gene PANX2). Bases 338 to 3313 code for a protein of 991 amino acids. The record is from RefSeq and is a predicted model, not a curated record. Gene Ontology annotation, biological process: cell-cell signaling; positive regulation of interleukin-1 production; monoatomic cation transport. Gene Ontology annotation, cellular component: plasma membrane. The transcript is spliced from 3 exons. Gene Ontology annotation, molecular function: wide pore channel activity. NCBI's taxonomy places the organism in Eukaryota, Metazoa, Chordata, Mammalia, Primates, Hominidae.
AGGGAAAACGGCUGCCUCGAAGAGGGCCCUGUGGGCAGGGACCACGCGGUAUGCGCCCGCGUCUGAAGCCAGACCCCCGGCUGCCCGAGGGAGAACAGGACGGAGGGCGGGGCUGUGGGGAGCGGAGGGAAUGAAGGUCAGGGAGGCGGCGGGGAACCCCUGAGCUGGCACAGGCCCCGGGAACGUCUGUGGAACGGGACGGGAUGGGGCGUGAGGGGAAGGAGGUGCGGGCUGCAGGAGCGGGGGUGAUGGGGUCACUCACGGCGGCGGGACUGGGGGUACUGGGUGGGGGGGUCGGGUGGGGCCGGGGCUGCAGUGGAGGGUGUGGGGCGGGGAGAUGCCCUCAUUGUCCAAGCACUGGCGCCCGAGCCCAGAGAAGAGAGCGCCGGCUUCCCCACCAGUGGCCGCAGCAUCCCAGGAGCGCGGGAACCUCCGGACCCACAGCGGGGCGCGGCCGGGGCAGGUGGGGGGCCCAGGCGAGGAAGCCCCCUCUGCGCCCUGGGCUGGGCGAAGGGCCCUGCGAUGCGACGGGGGCAGCCCCAGCGCGCGCCCAGUCCUCACGUCGCCACCGAGCGGCGCCCCCGCCCCAGCCCGGAGCCCCGCAGGGCCGCCCCCACCCCUGCCCACCCUCCCGCGGGCCGGGGCAGCCCCCCCCCCAGCCACCCCGCGUUCCCAGGAAGAGGGACCGGUCAUUACUCGUUCAUUUCAUUUCAUUUCAUUUCAAUAUUUUCUGCAAAGUCAUCGCCCGCGCCGCAUCUGCGUGGCGGGGGGCGGGGUGGGGGCGGAGCCACGCCGCGGAGUCGCCGCAGGUAAACAGCCCCCUCCCCGCGGCGGGAGCGGGGCCGCCGGCCCCAGGCAGGGACAGCAGCCGCCGCCCGCGCUCCGGGCCGGGGUCCCGCCGCCGCCCCCGCCGGAGGCACGCGCCAGGGCGGGGGCCGGGCUGCGGCGGAGGCGGGCGGCUCCUGUGCCCCCCACCCCCGCGCCGGCCCGGGCCGCCCGACCCCUGACCCCGGGGGCGGCGGCGGAGCGCCCCCCAAACCCCGCUGCGGGCUCCGCGCCCGGCCAGCCCCGCACCCGCCGCGCGCCUCCGGCUACUCCCAUCCCCCGGAGCCCCCCGCUCGGUCCCGGCGUCCCCUGCCACCCUCUCCCGCGGCCCGCGUCCCCAUCCCCGUCCCGCGCCCCCACGCUCCCCGAUCCCCGCCCCCGCGCCGCGCGUCCCCUCCCGCCGGCGCCCCCCGCCCCGCCCGCGCCCCCCGCCGGGCCGCGCCCCCCGCCCCCCAUGCACCACCUCCUGGAGCAGUCGGCGGACAUGGCGACCGCGCUGCUGGCGGGAGAGAAGCUGCGGGAGCUGAUCCUGCCGGGCGCGCAGGACGACAAGGCGGGCGCGCUGGCCGCGCUGCUUCUGCAGCUGAAGCUGGAGCUGCCGUUCGACCGCGUGGUCACCAUCGGCACCGUGCUGGUGCCCAUCCUGCUGGUCACCCUGGUCUUCACCAAGAACUUCGCAGAGGAACCCAUUUACUGUUACACCCCGCACAACUUCACGCGCGACCAGGCGCUGUACGCCCGCGGCUACUGCUGGACGGAGCUGCGGGACGCGCUGCCCGGCGUGGACGCCAGCCUGUGGCCGUCGCUGUUUGAGCACAAGUUCCUGCCCUACGCGCUGCUGGCCUUCGCCGCCAUCAUGUACGUGCCCGCGCUGGGCUGGGAGUUCCUGGCCUCCACGCGCCUCACCUCCGAGCUCAACUUCCUGCUGCAGGAGAUCGACAACUGUUACCACCGGGCGGCCGAGGGCCGCGCGCCCAAGAUCGAGAAGCAGAUCCAGUCCAAGGGCCCGGGCAUCACGGAGCGCGAGAAGCGCGAGAUCAUCGAGAACGCGGAGAAGGAGAAGAGCCCGGAGCAGAACCUGUUCGAGAAGUACCUGGAGCGCCGCGGCCGCAGCAACUUCCUGGCCAAGCUGUACCUGGCGCGGCACGUGCUGAUCCUGCUGCUGAGCGCCGUGCCCAUCUCCUACCUGUGCACCUACUACGCCACGCAGAAGCAGAACGAGUUCACCUGCGCGCUGGGCGCGUCCCCGGACGGGGCGGCAGGUGCGGGGCCCGCGGUGCGCGUGAGCUGCAAGCUCCCGUCCGUGCAACUGCAGCGCAUCAUCGCGGGCGUGGACAUCGUGCUGCUGUGCGUCAUGAACCUCAUCAUCCUCGUCAACCUCAUCCACCUCUUCAUCUUCCGCAAGAGCAACUUCAUCUUCGACAAGCUGCACAAGGUGGGCAUCAAGACGCGCCGGCAGUGGCGCCGCUCGCAGUUCUGCGACAUCAACAUCCUGGCCAUGUUCUGCAACGAGAACCGCGACCACAUCAAGUCGCUCAACCGGCUGGACUUCAUCACCAACGAGAGCGACCUCAUGUACGACAACGUGGUCCGGCAGCUGCUGGCGGCGCUGGCGCAGUCCAACCACGACGCCACCCCCACGGUGCGCGACUCGGGGGUGCAGACCGUGGACCCCAGCGCCAACCCCGCCGAGCCCGACGGCGCCGCCGAGCCGCCCGUGGUCAAGCGGCCGCGCAAGAAGAUGAAGUGGAUCCCCACCAGCAACCCGCUUCCGCAGCCCUUCAAGGAGCCGCUGGCCAUCAUGCGCGUGGAGAACAGCAAGGCGGAGAAGCCGAAGCCCGCGCGCAGGAAGACGGCCACGGACACGCUGAUCGCGCCGCUGCUGGACCGCUCCGCCCACCACUACAAGGGCGGAGGGGGCGACUCGGGCCCAGGCCCCGCCCCUGCCCCCGCCCCGCCGCCCGCCCCCGACAAGAAGCACGCGCGCCACUUCUCCCUGGACGUGCACCCCUACAUCCUCGGCACCAAGAAGGCCAAGGCCGAGGCGGUGCCCGCCGCCCUGCCCGCCUCCCGGAGCCAGGAGGGGGGCUUCCUGUCCCAGGCGGAGGACUGUGGGCUGGGCCUGGCCCCGGCGCCCACCAAAGAUGCUCCGCUCCCCGAGAAGGAAAUCCCGUACCCCGCAGAGCCAGCCCGGGCAGGGCUUCCCUCGGGGGGCCCGUUCCACGUCCGCUCACCUCCCGCCGCCCCUGCUGUGGCCCCUCUGACACCAGCCAGCCUGGGCAAGGCGGAGCCCCUCACCAUCCUGAGCCGAAACGCCACACACCCGCUGCUGCACAUCAACACGCUGUACGAGGCCCGGGAGGAGGAGGAAGGGGGCCCCCGCCUGCCGCAGGAUGUGGGGGACCUCAUCGCCAUCCCUGCCCCACAGCAGAUCCUCAUCGCCACCUUCGACGAGCCGAGAACGGUCGUGAGUACUGUGGAGUUUUGAGGGAUGGCACCGUCCAGGCCGCCGAGAGCCCCUCUGCCUGAGUGUCGUGUGGCCUGGCCAGCCUCCCGGUGGACACCAGCCCUGCGUGGACGUGGCCUGUGCUUCGCCCGCACUGCGCGCAUCCCCAACCUCUGUCCGCAUGCCUGGGGCCUUCACCCCCACGCGCUCGACAGGGGAACCCGCCCGGACGGCAUCGCCAGGCACUGGCUGGGGUGGGGAAAGGUGGCCCCGUGGAGCCGGUGGCCAGGAAGGCUGAAGCCCGCCUCCCAUGCUCCUGCAUCAGGUGUCCAGCCGUGGGUGGGGGCCCUGAGGUGAAGAGUUUAUUUUUUUAGUCCGUUUCGUCCUGGCCCCGGGCUGUGGCGAGACAGCCCAGCUCCCCCAGCCCAGCUCCCCCAGCCCAGAGCCAGGGAAGAGGAAGGUGGGGCCAGUCCCACCAGUGGGGUGGCCACGCCCAUGGGGUCACAUGCUCAGGGGUCACCCCCUGCAGGGACCUGAUGCCCUCGGGUGGGAGGGACCGAGGUCCACCCUCGGGUCAAAGAUCAACGUGCACUUUCUCCUUGUCACCUGACAUACAUUUUAUUUUACUAAGACUGCUGUACCGAACAAGCAUAUUUAUCAUCAGGAGACAGGAUGGGUUUAAAGCAGGAUGGUGUGUGUGUGAACGGGCAUGAGCAGAGGUGGGCGUGAGCGAGUGGGUGUGUAUGUACGAGUGUGCACGUGUGUGCGUGUGCACAGAGGGUGUGGUACCAGCUUGAGUGGGAGUGUGUGAGUGUGAGCAGGCGGGCGAGUGCGUGAGUGCACGCCAGCGCGUGGCCCAUGUAUGACGAGUGAAGGGGCCCAACGCAAUAACCACGUCCCCCACCCGGGCCCCCCGCCGCGGCUGAAGCCACAUGGCUUCCUGUGGGAGCCCCAGCCGGCACCCGGCUGGUCUCACCCCAAAUACCUCAGCCAUGGAGACCGUGUCAUGCAGAAUUAACAAGGUAUUACCGAGCAUAUCAAUAAAUAUUAUUCUGAUAAUCA